AUGCAGCUUCUCAAAGGUCUUGCUGUACUGAGUGUCACGGCACUUGUCACAGCCGUACCUCUGCAUCCCAGGACAUCAAACAUCACCAUCUCAGACCCCGUGUUUGUCAACCUGGACCCCAAAAUUCCCUCGGCAAGUACAACACAACAAGCUCCAGCGAACGAGCCCCAAUUUUUGAAGCCAUCACCAUCAGCGCAAGACACAUCACAACAAGCAUCGACACCAGAACCUGCAUCGGGAACACCAAAGCCAAGUACAACCCUGCCUGUGAUACUUAUCCCUCCCCCAUCCGACGCCCCUUCCGGAACAGAACCCUCCACCUUCACCCCAACGCCUGACAGACCAUCCCCGUCACCAUCUCCUCCACCGCCACUCUCAAACGGCGGUAGCAGCGGUCUAAACCCGGACCUUGUCCCAUCCUUUGGCGUGAUACCCAACACAAACCGCGACGCCCAGCAGCCAGGCUCGUGCGACGGAUUCACGGGCACCGAGAUCGUACUGAUACCCUGCUCGUGCCCGCCAGACCGAGAGGUCUUCCUCUCGAGCCUGCGCGACGCAAUCGCCGCGGGCAGCUUCGUCGACGAGCCCAUAUCGUUCAGCAACGACGCUGCAGACGACUCGCCCGCCACCAACCGCGUGCGCGCCGACGCCAUGCUCGUCGUCCUGCAGAGCUUCAGUGGCGUCAGGGGCGUCGGAUGUCCGGCCGCCUCGGCGCCAAACUUUCUCGAGAUGCAGAGAUCGGGCGUCAGGAUCAAUGGGACUUUUAUCGCGGGUGUUUCUGCGUAA
This is a messenger RNA of Pyricularia grisea, 786 nucleotides long. RefSeq lists its product as uncharacterized. Bases 1 to 786 code for a protein of 261 amino acids. The record is from RefSeq and is a predicted model, not a curated record. NCBI's taxonomy places the organism in Eukaryota, Fungi, Ascomycota, Sordariomycetes, Magnaporthales, Pyriculariaceae. The transcript has a single exon.